Messenger RNA from Poecilia latipinna (sailfin molly), 3093 nucleotides. RefSeq names its product mannosidase, alpha, class 2B, member 1 (gene man2b1). The coding region runs from base 23 to 2992 and encodes 989 amino acids. The transcript has 23 exons. The record is from RefSeq and is a predicted model, not a curated record. Gene Ontology annotation, molecular function: carbohydrate binding; alpha-mannosidase activity. Gene Ontology annotation, cellular component: lysosome. NCBI's taxonomy places the organism in Eukaryota, Metazoa, Chordata, Actinopteri, Cyprinodontiformes, Poeciliidae. Gene Ontology annotation, biological process: mannose metabolic process.
UGAUGUUGUGGUAGUUUUCAACAUGGCGGCCAGCUGCCACUUCUUUGUGGCUGGUUUGCUGUUGCUAUUCAACGGGGUUUUAAGUUUUCCUGUCGGCCAGGAGAAAAGAGACGCCACCACCUGCGGAUACCAGUCAUGUCAUGCCACCAAGCCCACCAUGCUGAAUGUCCACCUGGUUCCUCACACACACGACGACGUGGGCUGGCUAAAGACCGUGGACCAGUACUUCUAUGGAGAUCGUAACGACAUCCAACAUGCCGGCGUUCAGUACAUCCUGGACUCUGUGGUGGAUCAGCUGCUGAAGAACCCAGACAGGCGGUUCAUCUACGUGGAGACGGGCUUCUUCUACCGCUGGUGGAAGCAGCAGAGCUCCAGCAUGCAGCAGACGGUCAAGCAGCUGGUAAACCAAGGUCGGCUGGAGUUUGUAAAUGGUGGCUGGUGUAUGAGCGACGAGGCCACGACGCACUACAGCGCCGUCAUCGACCAGAUGACCAUCGGCCUGAGGUUUCUGAACGAGACCUUUGGGAUCUGUGGUCGACCCCGGGUUGCCUGGCACAUUGACCCGUUUGGCCACGCCCGCGAACACGCCUCUCUUUUUGCACAGAUGGGAUACGACGGCUUCUUCUUCGGUCGCCUGGACUACCAGGACCGGGCUCGCAGGAUGAAUGCGAAGGAGCAGGAGCUCCUGUGGAGAGCCUCAGACAGCCUCACACCACCCAUGGCCGACCUCUUCACCGGAAUCCUUCCCAACGGGUACAACCCUCCAGAGGGGUUCUGCUGGGACCAGCUGUGCACUGACGACCCAAUCAGAGACGACACCGACCUUGAAGAUUAUAACGUUGAUGAUGUUGUCCAGCGCUUCCUUCACGCUGCCAAGACUCAGGCGUUGGUGUACAAGACCAACCACAUCAUUAUGACCAUGGGCUCAGACUUCCAGUACGAGAACGCCAACCUGUGGUACAAGAACCUGGACAAGCUGAUCCGCUACGUCAACGACCAGCAGGGCAACGGCAGCAACGUCAACGUCCUCUAUUCCACUCCGUCCUGCUACCUGCAGGAGCUUCACCAAGCUAACCUCACCUGGCCUCUGAAGACGGACGAUUUCUUUCCCUACGCGGACAGCGCUCAUAGCUUCUGGACGGGAUACUUCACAAGCCGGCCAGCGCUGAAACGCUACGAGAGGAUCAGCAACAGCAACCUGCAGUCUUGUAACCAGCUGGAGGUUCUGGGAGGUCCAGUUUCCAGGAAGGGGCUGUUUGGACAGGGAGACAGUGAGACUUUGAGGAAAGCGAUGGCUGUGGCUCAGCACCAUGACGCAGUGUCAGGAACAGAGAAGCAACAUGUUGCUAACGACUACGCCAAGAGGCUAGCCAAAGGCUGGCAGCACUGCCAGGUUUUGGUCAGCAACAGUUUGGCUUCCCUCACUGGCUCCUCUGCUGAGAGAAUCUACUGUGAUUACCUCAACGUCAGUGUGUGUCCUCUAACGGAGUCCAGCAGCAAGUUCUCACUCAGUGUGUACAACCCUCUGGGUCGGUCCGUCACCUGGCCCGUCAGGCUGCCGGUCAACGGGACAGCCUAUGCCGUCACUGACGCUCAAGGAAAACCCGUGGACUGUCAGGUGCUUCCUGUUUCCAGAGCCACACAGGAAGUGAGGAGGAGCCGCGGCUUCGCCAGGAACGAGCUGGUGUUCCAGGUCCGAGCUCCUCCUCUGGGUUACAGCAGCUACUCUGUGUCCCUGCUGCAGGACGGGCCCCCAUCGUCCUCACCUCAGCACCAGGCGCCCACCAGCAUCCAAAACAAGUUCCUUCAAGUCACCUUUGACCCCGACACUGGCCUUUUGUCUGGUCUCAGCAACCUGGAAACCAAACAGACCAUAAAGCUUUCACAAAACUUCUACUGGUACAAUGGCAGCAAUGGCAACAACGUUGAGAGUCUGCAGACCUCUGGGGCCUACAUCUUCAGACCCAACUCCUCCACACCUGUCAUGGUCAGCAGUAAGGCCAGAGUGGAGAUCUUUCAGAACUCGGUGGUGCAGGAGGUGCGGCAGUGGUUCACUCCCUGGGUGUCUCAGGUGGUCCGACUCUACGCCGACAGCAAAGCUGUGGAGCUGGAGUGGACGGUCGGACCGGUGCCGGUCAGUGACGAGCAGGGGAAGGAGGUGAUCACUCGUCUGGACACCAGCAUUAAAACCGCAGAGCUUUUCUACACCGACUCAAACGGCAGAGAAGUUCUUCAGAGAAAGAAAGACUUCCGUCCCACAUGGCAGCUCAAGAAAACAGAACCCAUUGCUGGAAAUUAUUACCCCAUCAACUCUCGCGCCUUUAUAAAGGAUGACACUGACCAACUCACAGUGGUGACAGAUCGCUCACAGGGAGGAGCGAGCAUAUCCAACGGCUCUCUGGAGAUCAUGCUCCACCGCCGGCUGCUGCAUGACGACUACCGCGGCGUCGGUGAAGCCCUCAAUGAGUGGUCGGAGCUCUUCCCCGACGGCCUGGUGGUCCGCGGUCGCCUCCUCCUCUCCCUGGAGCCGCCUGCCACCGCCGCAGACACACACCGCCCCCUGGCGCAGCAAGUGGUAUCACAACCGCUGCUGUCGUUCACCGAUGGAGGCCUGAACCCGAACACACGACUGGAGUUUUCAGGUCUUCAAGCAUCACUGCCCCCUGCUGUCCACCUCCUGACACUGAGUCAGUGGGACCAGGAGUCUGUCCUGCUCAGGCUGGAGCAUCAGUUCCAGAGCUGGGAGAGCAAAGCCAGCUCCCAACCCGUCACUGUCAACCUUCAGAAGCUGUUUUCCACUCUGGAUGUUCUGGGUGUUUCUGAGCUGAACCUUUCAGCCAAUCAGUGGAAAGAUGAGAUGAAGCGUUUUGAUUGGUCUCCUGAAAAAGAAGAGAAACCUCUGCUGAAGACGUUUGAGGAUCCAUCUGUGUGGGAGAUCACCCUGAGGCCCAUGGAGAUCAGAACAUUUUUACUCAGGGUCACAUUUAAAUAACCAAUCAUGUCCAUCAAAAUGGUGGACAAAUGUCCAUCUGUUCCAAACUGAAGAUUCCUCAAAUAUCUCUUAAAUCUGCAGUGAAAGGGAUUGGAAAAUAA